Molecule: messenger RNA, 2157 nt
Organism: Adineta steineri
Lineage: Eukaryota; Metazoa; Rotifera; Eurotatoria; Adinetida; Adinetidae
Source: the annotation of a GenBank genome assembly
AUGAAAAAGGAAAAUCGUCCACAUACUCUGAACGGUCAUACUGUUUAUAUUUAUAGAGAAUUACGAGUAGCAAAGAAUUUGAAAAAACUUAAGGCGCAAAGAUUCAUAUGCGCAUUAAAAUGCCUUUCGUUCAAACCAUCAAAUGUUAUACCAGAACAAGAAUUAAAAUCUUAUUUUGGUCAAUAUGGUACAAUUGUGACAACUGAAAUAGCACAAAACUAUAUGAUAAUCAACUAUGACGAUUAUGAUUCUGUGGACAAAGCAAUUCAACAUAGUCCCCAUGUCUUAAAUAAUGUCACGUACGAUGUAGAAAAAUAUUUAGAUUCAACUCUUACAAAUAGUAAUACAAAUUUACUUAUAGCAUCAACAUCUGACAUAGAAAAAGAAGCUGUACCAAACUUUCACAAGAGUGAAUCCGCACUCGCAAAUAAAACUCAUAAUGAAUCAAAUGAAGAUUCACGACGUUUCACAGGAUCGCUUAACGAUAACAAAAGUCCAACUGUUGUUGAUGAUCGAUCGCUUGGAAAUCCAAGUCGACUAUUUAGACAAGCUCUUAAUGAUGUCAAAGAUCAAGCAAAUCGUGAUUUACCAAACGAUGUUCCGGCGGACUGGACAUCUAUGAAUUCACAAGCAGGAAAUGCAGGUGGCCAGGGUGAAGUACGCAGAAUAUUCUUUAAAAAUGAUCCAACGAAAAUGGCAGCAAUAAAAGUUUAUUCACAUGACACUAAAACAAAAAAAACUAGCAAAGGACAAAGUGACUAUUUAAAAGAACGAAGAAUGCGCGCUCAUCGAGAAUUAGUCGCUUUAAAAGCACUACGAGGUAUAAAAAAUGUUACUGAAUUAACGCAGUAUACAAAUGAUUAUUCAAAUAUACCUAACGAAAUGGAAGAUGCUAUAGCUGCCGACAAACCCUAUUGGGUAAUUAUGAAUCAUAUCGAUGGAGAAACUUUAGAAGCGUUUAUGGAUAAACAUGAAGAUAUAACUUUGCUGAAUGCGGUUAAAUUAACUAAAAAAUUGCUUCUAACUAUCAAAGAUAUUCAUAGCAGAGGUGUUAUACAUCGUGAUAUAAAACCAAGUAAUUUAUUAUUUGUUUGUCAACCAAAUGCACCAAUUGAAACGGGUGAAAUUCAUGUCAUUGAUUUUGGAUUAGCGUAUAUUGAAACUCGUGAAGAUGAUGUUGAUUGCUCCUCUUUCGAAGAAAAAGAAGUAUAUAAACAAACACAUCUAGGUACCACUAUGGGUAAUAUUUUUUUUCGCGUUCCACAACUCAAUUCACCAACAUUGAAGGACAAGACACCUAAAGAACGAAAUGUCCUGAUACAUGUUCGCCGUAGUCCAACAAUUGAUGCUUCAAGUGUUUGUGCAAUUUUAUUUUGGUUGUUAACUAGUCUUGAACCAGGACCUAAACAUCGUGACAGUGAAAAGCUAGCGCCGCAUCAAAUUGAAGAUGCUUCUACGAUAAUUAUGCGGAAAAUAAAUGAAGCUGCCAAUCAAACAGGCGUUGCACCGGAAUCAGCAUCUGGAUUAAUAAACCAAUUAAAAACUUAUGUUAUGACAACCUUUGAUAAAGGUUUUGAAUAUGCGGAGUAUCAAUGGACGGUUGAACAGUUAGAAUAUCGUUUAGAAUCAGUUAUUCACAUUCUCGAACAAAGUUCUAUGCCAUUUGAUCAACAGCUUAGUAAUGCGACGAAAGCUUUACUUUCACUUGAAUCAACUACACUUCGUUCGAGUCAGAAUUCGAUAAAUUUAAUAUUUAAUAAAGCUUCACUUGCAUUUGAAUCUGCCAAAGUAAACUUUAUCAUCCAACAUCCAUCAUGUUCAUGGUAUGAUGGUCGUUGUCGUUGGUUGGAGUAUCGACAAGAUAUGUCUGAACGUAAAAAUGUUGAUUUAUUAUCUUAUCAACGAAAUAAACAAAAUUGGAAGCUGAUACUUAUUUGCUCUGCUCAUUUUAAUCAAAAUGGAACCAUAGUUACAUUAACCAUUGCUACUGAUUUGAAUGGUGUCUAUAUCGAAUUACCACUAGAUCAAUACGCUCCAACUGAACUAGACAGUUUAAAUAUUCAACUUGAAUUUGAAAAAGAAUUAAUCAAUCUGUUACAAGUCAUAUGCAAACCAGAGCAUACACUAAACAUUGGAUCUGCACCUUUAACAAAUUAA